Neodiprion fabricii is the source of this 1947-nucleotide messenger RNA. RefSeq names its product chromatin assembly factor 1 p55 subunit (gene Caf1-55). Lineage: Eukaryota; Metazoa; Arthropoda; Insecta; Hymenoptera; Diprionidae. Gene Ontology annotation, molecular function: histone binding. Gene Ontology annotation, biological process: regulation of gene expression. Bases 121 to 1404 code for a protein of 427 amino acids. The record is from RefSeq and is a predicted model, not a curated record. The transcript is spliced from 5 exons. Gene Ontology annotation, cellular component: ESC/E(Z) complex; NuRD complex; nucleus.
GGCUGAGGCCUUUGACGGUUCCCGGUUUCGGAGCAUUCGCGUCUUUUUGGCGGGCGCAGUGUUUGGAGGUAGCCUAAAACUAGCUGGUUGUACAGAAUAUCUAUUUCAAACCAAACACAAAUGGGAGACAAAGACGGAGAAACAUUUGACGAUGCGGUUGAGGAACGUGUCAUCAAUGAAGAGUACAAAAUAUGGAAGAAAAAUACUCCCUUUCUGUACGAUCUUGUAAUGACUCAUGCCCUGGAGUGGCCCUCCCUUACAGCUCAAUGGUUGCCUGAUGUUACAAGACCAGAAGGGAAAGAUUAUUCUGUGCACCGCCUUAUUUUGGGUACUCAUACUUCCGAUGAACAAAACCACUUGCUAAUUGCCAGCGUACAGUUACCCAAUGAAGAUGCACAGUUCGAUGCUUCUCAUUACGACAAUGAGAAGGGAGAGUUUGGAGGAUUUGGAUCUGUCAGUGGAAAAAUUGAAAUCGAGAUAAAAAUCAAUCACGAAGGUGAAGUCAACAGGGCACGUUACAUGCCGCAAAAUCCAUGCGUCAUUGCUACAAAAACUCCCUCCAGUGACGUACUAGUAUUUGACUAUACCAAGCAUCCCAGCAAACCCGAUCCAAACGGUGAAUGCCAUCCAGAUCUCAGGUUGCGUGGACAUCAAAAAGAAGGAUACGGCUUGUCGUGGAAUCCAAACCUGAACGGCUACUUGUUGAGCGCAUCUGACGAUCACACUAUAUGCUUGUGGGACAUCAAUGCAACACCUAAAGAGCAUAGAGUAAUCGAUGCCAAGACUAUAUUCACUGGUCACACAGCUGUGGUGGAAGAUGUCGCUUGGCAUUUGCUCCACGAGUCCUUGUUUGGAUCAGUAGCUGAUGACCAAAAACUUAUGAUUUGGGAUACAAGAUGUAAUAACACAAGUAAGCCGAGCCAUACUGUGGAUGCUCAUACAGCAGAAGUAAACUGUCUGAGUUUCAACCCUUACUCGGAAUUUAUAUUAGCCACAGGCAGUGCUGACAAGACGGUAGCUCUGUGGGAUCUGAGAAAUUUGAAAUUGAAGCUUCACUCAUUCGAGUCCCACAAAGACGAAAUUUUCCAAGUACAAUGGUCACCGCACAAUGAGACAAUUUUGGCUAGCAGCGGAACCGACAGACGCUUACAUGUUUGGGAUCUGAGUAAGAUCGGAGAAGAACAGUCCACUGAAGAUGCCGAAGAUGGACCACCCGAAUUACUGUUCAUUCAUGGUGGACAUACAGCUAAAAUAAGUGACUUCUCUUGGAACCCCAAUGAGCCAUGGGUUAUUUGUUCUGUGUCAGAAGACAACAUAAUGCAAGUUUGGCAAAUGGCUGAGAACAUUUACAAUGACGAAGAACCAGAUACGCCUGCAAGUGAGCUUGAGGGUGGAGCGUCAUAAUUUGUUGCAAGUAAUUUAUUACUAAUGGUUUAUACCUAAUCUUCUUGUACCAAAUAAUAAUGGUUCAUCGUCAUAUUUCAUAAGUUUUAUUGUAUAAGGUGUUUAUCAUUUGGUUGAACGUUACUUACGAGAUUUCGGAAAAAUCACUUUGAGCUGAACAAGCAGGGUAUUUGUAGAUAUCCUUGUUAAAGUCAGGUUAUUCCACGUUUAUCUUUACUUUUGUACAGCGUUCUGUUGAUCACGCAAGUUGAUCCCUUGGACACAUGAGGCUGACUGCAGUUAACAAUCAUUUUAUUUCGGGCACAUACAGAGAGUUUAUUAGUAUGUCAUUAGUGAGAUAAAAAUUUCUCUUGCUGAAGUUCAUUUAUGUUGAUCGUUAAAUUGUCUUCAUAUACCUAAAAAUCUCUUUGUAAUAUUGUAAUACAUAUACCCAAAUUUCUCACGUUUUUUUUUUUUCGACAUAGAGCAGAGAGUUUUAGGAGCAUACUAAAAUGUAAUUUUCAACAGUUAUGGAAUAACAAGAAUUUCUAUGUGUGUCCACAA